Benincasa hispida (wax gourd) is the source of this 612-nucleotide messenger RNA. Its product is annotated as poly polymerase. Lineage: Eukaryota; Viridiplantae; Streptophyta; Magnoliopsida; Cucurbitales; Cucurbitaceae. The record is from RefSeq and is a predicted model, not a curated record.
AUGGGAGCCUGUUUGUCUAAUUGCCUCAUUAUUCCCAAAGCCUCUUCCGUCCCUCCGCCUCCUCCCACCGCCAAAGUGAUCAAUUUACAAGGCGAUCUCCGCGAAUACCCUGUUCCCAUCUCCGUCUCUCGCGUUCUUCAGACCGAAGAUUCAUCUUCUUCCACUUCCGACUCUUUUCUCUGCAACUCCGACCGCUUAUACUACGAUGAUUUCAUUCCGCCUUUGCCUCUCGACCACCAGCUGCAGCCCAAUGAGAUAUAUUUCCUUCUUCAUUCCUCCAAGCUCCACCAGCGAUUGACCGCCUCCGAUAUGGCCGCCUUGGCCGUCAAAGCCACCCUCGCCCUCCAGAAUGUGUCCACCAACGAUCCCCCCCUCCGCCGUAACAAGGGUCGUAUUUCCCCCAUCCUCCUUAGCUCCUCGGAAUAUUCCGACGACAGAUCCGCUAAGGACGAACACGCCCCUUCCAUUAACUCCAAGAAGAACUCCGCGAGCACUACGUCCGCCUCCUCCUCCGUUAGAAGAUUGCAGAGACUGACAUCCAGAAGGGCAAAAAUGGCGGUUCGUUCCUUUAAACUCAGAUUGAGCACCAUCUAUGAAGGCGCCGUUCUGUAG